Molecule: messenger RNA, 1655 nt
Organism: Eucalyptus grandis
Lineage: Eukaryota; Viridiplantae; Streptophyta; Magnoliopsida; Myrtales; Myrtaceae
Product: wall-associated receptor kinase 2
Exons: 2
Coding region: 49-1203 (384 amino acids)
Cellular component (GO): membrane
Molecular function (GO): polysaccharide binding; calcium ion binding; protein serine/threonine kinase activity
Source: RefSeq, a predicted model, not a curated record
CAACAAAAAUACGCGAGAGAGAGUUUGAGAGUUUUUUUUUUCCCCGAAAUGAAGGGACUGCAUUGGCUUCUAAUGGUGGCUGUGGCCUGGCGGUUGCGACAAGGCGUUGCUCCCCCCGUGCCUGGAAUGUGCGAACACCGGUGUGGGGAGGUGGACGUACCUUUUCCGUUCGGGCUCGAUACCAAUUGUGCGAGGUCCCCAGAUUUUUUGCUUAAGUGCACCAACAUCGAAGGGAGCGGUAUUCAACUACAGUGGGGGAAUCUUACGAUACACAAAAUCUCGGUCGGGAACUCGACCAUGAUCGCCAGUCUCCCCGAAGCAUACGAGUGCUAUGAUCAGAAUGGCACGCCAGCAAAUCAAAACAGUUCUCUGGCCAUCGAUCUAUCUCCAAAUCCUUGGUACAGAUUCUCAGAAACCCAAAACAAGCUCGUCGUCGUCGGCUGCAACGCCUUUGCGUCCGUGACCGAUGGAGAAGGGAUGGUCAGGAGCGGUUGCGUCUCCUACUGCAGCGGCAAUGGCGACUUCGCCAACGAGACCACUUGCUCCGGUCAAGGUUGCUGUCAAGCAUCCAUCCCAAAGGGGCUCAAGACGCUCGACAUUAGCAUCUCCUCCUUCGGCCAAAACGUGCUGAAGUCGCAACGUGGCCGCUGUGCACGGGCCUUCAUGGUGGACAACAGGCCAUUCAAUAUCUCAAACUUGACUCUCCAGACGUUCCAGGAUGUGGGUAACAACUCGGGCCUUGUUCUGGACUGGAUGGUCGAAUCGGACGUGAGCUGCGUUAUGGCCAAGCGGAACAGGUCGAGCUAUGCCUGUGGUAAAAACACGAAUUGUACAGACUUCGAGAAUGGACCAGGUUAUCGUUGCCUUUACGAGCCUGGGUACUAUGGGAAUCCCUAUAAUCCCUUCGAAGGGUGUAAAGCCGCCAUUCGAUUUGCGCUGCAACCUCUUCCUCCACUCUCCGUCUUGCAACUCACGCCAUUGCUGCUGCCACCGUCAUCCGCCCACCACUUUAGACGAGCCAGCCGUUGGACCACGACAGCCGCCUCUCUCUCUCUCUCUCUCUCUCUCUCUCUCUCUAUCUACGCUGAUAGACACUUUUCCCUCUCCUCCACUGGCAACGGCACCUCCACUUUGGAGAUGACAUUAAGUGCCACCGCCACUGCAAGCAACAAAGAUGACGUCUCUCUCUCUUCUCCUUCGUGAACCUGGCUAGUGCCUCAUCUCGGCAGUGACAAGUCCCCAGUACCAUCUCCUCAGCAAUGAAGGAGAUGAGACUUGCUUUGCUAGUCUCUUCCACAAACGGAUAAGACCUAAUGAGGAUACGACAAGGCCGUGUUUCGAAGGUCAUGGGGAUGAUGAGGACAUGGUCACGAUGGCUGUAACAUUAGUGACAGCGGGAAAAGAAAGAAAAGUGUAUUUUCUCAUUGCUAUAAUUUCAAUGAGAGGUCUAUAUAAAAUUUGAGGAAUUGUGGCUGGACCUAGGUCUAUGUCUAAUUGUUGAUCAUGUGGCUCACAUGAUACAAAGAAAAUAUCUCUCUUGAAGUUCCAACUUUUUGCCUAGUAGAAUAAGUCUAGAUGGUCGCCCCCACCCUGACAACAUCAUAGUCAACAUCAUUUCUAGCAACUCUAUCCUCAAGUUGCAAUGUCAAGAUCGA